AUGAGCGCGACGAGCUUUGUUAAUGGCGUCGCCACGGCCAUGGAGACGAUCAAGAAGCACCCGGACGACUGGCAGAAGCGCCAGGCAGCGCUCCAGGACAUCCAGGACCUCUUCGUGACGAUCGGGACGGCCACGAUGACCGUGCCGCCCGAAGCGUGGCGGCUCCUCAAGCCGCUCAAAGACGUCAUUACAGAUCUGCGCUCGCAGAUGGUCAAAGCCGUCUGCACGAUCCUCGCCAUCAUCGCCCGCGUCUCGCGCGACUCGAUGGCGCCACUGGCCCGCGAGCUUCUGCCCGUGCUUAUCGACGUGCGCGGUGGUGGAAACAAGGUCUGCGGCACGUACUGCGGCGAGUGCGCUGACUUUCUCGUCGCCAACGUCGUGACCAAAGGCCCGACCUUGCGCUACUUUGUCGAAAUGGUGACCGAGAGCCGCAACAAGAACAUCCGCGAGGCCUGCGUCAGCCUCCUCGCGCUCGUGCUCGUGCACUGGAGCGCGGUCCUUGACAAGAACGACGUGACGCAGAUCGAGGUCGGGCUCAAGGCCGGUCUCCAAGACGCGUCGUCGUCCGUGCGCGCGCAUGCGCAUAUCCUCUACCAGCGCUUCACGCAAAAGUUCUCGAAGCGCGCGAUUUUGCUCUUCAACGCGCUCGAUCCCAAGAUCCAGCGGCGCCUCGAGUCGCUCCCGCUCGUCGACGCCAUGCCCGCCAUGGCCUACUCGGCCAGCAACUCGAUCGAUGAAAACACAGAGUUUGAAGACAAAGUCGAGAGCAUUGGCCAUGACACGAGUGACGAGCGCGACGUCGACGUCGGCGACCGCGUCUGCAUCUCAGAGAAGGAGCUCUUUGGCACGGUUCGCUUCAUCGGGGACGUCAUUGGGUUCCAAGGACUCUGGCUCGGUGUCGAACUCGACACGCCGUCGGGCAAGAAUGACGGGAGCAUCAAGGGCGAGUACUACUUCCGCUGCGAAGACAAGCAUGGCGUGUUUGUGCGCCCGACGCAGGUCUUUUUGACCAAGCGCCACAUGUCGUAUGACGGCGGCGACGUGGCGCGCAGCAGCUUUGGCGAGGCGUCCGAGCACACGCUAGGCGAGGCGACCGAGCCAGACGCGGAAGCGGCGGCGAUGAUGGGCGUCCCCGACACCGAGAACGACCCGCCGCUCAAGAAGCUCCUCGACUCGGUGCUCGACGCGCAGCGCGGGUUCCUCGACUUUAUGUUUCUCAACCUCAACGUCGAGAUGGACCACCUCGACGUGUUCCAAAAGUCGUCGGCGCUCGCGAGCUCGGCCGACGCGAUCGCGUACUGCGACCAAGUGCACAACAUUUGCCAAGAAAAGCUCGACGCGGUCAACGCCUUUAUGGAGAAGAUUGUCGAAGCGCAGCAAAAGGCCAUGGAGACCUAA
Molecule: messenger RNA, 1398 nt
Organism: Saprolegnia diclina VS20
Lineage: Eukaryota; Oomycota; Saprolegniomycetes; Saprolegniales; Saprolegniaceae
Exons: 6
Coding region: 1-1398 (465 amino acids)
Biological process (GO): cytoplasmic microtubule organization
Cellular component (GO): nucleus; cytoplasm; microtubule plus-end
Molecular function (GO): microtubule plus-end binding
Source: RefSeq, a predicted model, not a curated record